Molecule: messenger RNA, 1495 nt
Organism: Fusarium redolens
Lineage: Eukaryota; Fungi; Ascomycota; Sordariomycetes; Hypocreales; Nectriaceae
Exons: 1
Coding region: 74-1369 (431 amino acids)
Biological process (GO): box C/D snoRNP assembly; snoRNA localization; maturation of LSU-rRNA from tricistronic rRNA transcript (SSU-rRNA, 5.8S rRNA, LSU-rRNA)
Cellular component (GO): nucleus; pre-snoRNP complex
Source: RefSeq, a predicted model, not a curated record
UUGAGAGUGUUAGCGCAUUCUUCAUUCUUUCUACAACUCCUUCACUCAGACUUCUCAGCUGUCGCAAUCUAUAAUGGCCGAUCCUUUGUUAACCUCUCUUUGCGGAAUAUGUCACAUAUCGACCCCGAAAUACAAAUGCCCACGAUGCGGUACUCGAACCUGUUCCCUAGCGUGCAUAAAAAAGCACAAAGCCUGGUCUGAAUGCUCCGGCGAACGCGACGCAACAGCCUACAUGGCUCCAUCGAAACUCCGUACUCCCGCCGGUGUCGAUCACGAUUACAAUUUCCUCCAUGGAAUUGAACGCUCUGUCGAGCGCGCCGAGAAGCUUCUCGUCGAGGAGCGCGGCAUCGUGCAAGAGGAGGAAUUGCGACCGAUGACAGUCCAAGAAGUUAAAUGGAAGCCUGGAAGAGAUGGACGCAAGCGCAAGGUUCUCGUUACCAGAGUCUUGCGCGAAGCCAAAGGAAGAACCUUCGAACGGUUUUUGGCUGCACGAUUGAGGAAGUUGAACAUCACUAUCGUGUGUGCGCCGCUGGGAAUGGCUAGGCAGAAGGAGAACCACACUACACUCAAUCGGCGAACUAACAGAAUUAAUUGGCAAGUUGAGUGGAUGGUGUUGGAGAAUCUUCCUGAUGCAGAGCCAAAGAAGGUCCGCAUAUUAUCGAAGGUUAUGGAUGAUAUGCCACUAUACGAAGCAUACCAUACUUCACUAGAAGAACAGCUAAAGGCAAAAGGACAGCAUGCCAAGAAGACUCCACGAGCAGGUUCGGACGGGCAAGUGCAGGACUUGAUGAAUUCGACAUGGUCUUCUGGAUCAUUUGCGCUCCAAGAUCCCUUUACAGGUACUUGGACGAACCAUCAUAACACAGAGCCAGGCUUGUGGCCAUCUGAGAAAACAGAAGCUCAGAAGAAGCAAUUCCAAUUCUUUCUCGCAAAGUUCCGAACUCCUUCAGACAAGCCUUCUGUAGUCACCAGACUCAACUCUGAAGACUGCUUGCGAGAGGUGCUCAGAAAUACGCGCGUGCUGGAAUUUCCAACAAUAUGGGUUCUUAGCCAUGAUCAGAAUCUUCCUGAGACCUUUACGCUUGGACCUAAGGAUAAAGCCCCUCAGGAAAGUAACAAAAGGAAAAACCCCCCUGGAAAGAAAGGCCCGGUCAAACCGAACAAGAGAAGAAAUAGGGGCAAGGAUGUAGAAGAAGGUGAGGUCAGGAGUGAUGAGGAGGGAGACGACUCAGAUGCUGGCAUAAACGCUGGAGUUAAGGGAGUUGGAGUUAAUCUUGAGGAAGGUGAUGUGAUUGCCGAGCAGAGUCUCGGGGAAGAGGAUGAUGAUGACGAUGAUGAGACGAGUAGUUCUGGAAGUGACAGCGAGUAAGACUGGGCAGGGGUAAAAUUGGCGAAGAUACAACUAUAAUGAUACCCUAAAAUGAACAAUAAAUCUUAUGCCAAGUUGUACAUACUAUUUUCUCCUUCGAAUGCUCCUUAAUUACUUUGUUGCUUU